CUGGCCUGGGCUUGCAGCCCAGAGCUCUGCAGAGCAAGAAAAGGGACCUUUACGCCUUUUUGAGGGAAGCACAUUCUGCAAAGCUGUGGAAACAAAGAGAGGAACUGUUUGUAGCCCUGGUGCAGACGUCCCAAACAGAGAGGAGGAGGAGAGAGAGACAUCGUUGUGAGGGAGAAACAUCUGUCGGUUUCCUCCUGAAUGUGCCCUGACCAGGGAUCAAACCCACAACCUAGACUCUCUGCGGCCUGUCAAAGGACAGUGCGAUGUCCUUCACCCUCCACCUGAAGUCCUGCCCUUUCUCUGUCAUAAGGAGUUGGAUCCUACAAAAGAAACCAAACAUCAGAAACAUGUUCAGCACGGCUGGGGCCCCAGGGCCACGGCCCGCCAGUGUGGUGCUCCUGCCCAGGUCCCUCGCCCCGGACUUUGAGAAGUUCUGCCAGACCAACGGCGGCCCUCUGCCCCUGCUGGGCCGAAGCGAGCCGGGCAGGUGGGCAUCGUCCACCCUGGGUGCUGCCCCAGGCACCAGGACGGACCGUCCCCAGUUCCGCAAGUAUGAGUUUGGUGCCUGCACGGGCAGCCUGACCUCGCUGGAGGGGCACUCGGAGCAGCUCAAGGACAUGGUGACCUUCUUCCUGGGCUGCAGCUUCUCCCUGGAAGAGGCCUUGGAGAAAGGGGGGCUCCCCAGAAGAAACCCAGCAGGCCGCGGCCACGGGGCUGCAUACAAGACAACUGUGCCUUGUGCCGCCGUUGCUGGCUUUUGCUGCCCUCUGGUGGUCACCAUGAGGCCCGUCCCCAAAGACAAGCUGGAAAGGCUGGUGCAGGCCAGUUGCUCCUUGAGGGGUGUGCAGGGACAACCCGUUCACAUCGGCGACCCAGGGCUGCUGGGAAUCCAAGACCUCUCCAAACCUGACUAUGGGGAUCCCGAGGUGUGUGGACCAGGGGAUGUCCCGGUGUUCUGGCCCUCCCACCUGACCAGCCUCGAAGCUGUCAGCAGCUGCAAGACCCCGCUGGCGUUCACCAGCGCCCCGGGUUGCGCAGUUAUGACUGACCUGCAGGACACAGAGGCUCUGGCCGGCUCUCUCACCCCGGACCAAAUUCCAGAGGUCCACUGCAUUUCCCAAGAUCCUUUGCACUACAGCAUCGCAUCAGCUUCAGCUGUUCGGAAGAUCAGAGAACUAGAGACUGUAAUUGCCGUAGACCUGGGCAGCCGGGGGAUCGGGCACCUGCUCUGCAGGGACGAGCUGCUGAGGGCCUCGCUGUCGCUGUCACACGCCCGCUCGGUGCUCAUCACCACGGGGUUCCCCACGCAUUUCAACCACGAGCCCCCAGAGGAGACGGACGGCCCCCCGGGAGCCCUUGCUCUGGCCGCCUUCCUGCGGGCACUGGAGAAGGGCGUCUCCAUGGCUGUGGACCAGAGAGCCUUGAGUUUGUUCGAGAAGCUUGUUCAGGAGGCUGUUGAGCAAGGUGUUCUGAAGACGAAGAUCCCAAUAUUAACUUACCCAGGUGGGUCAGCGAGAGCUGCUCAGGCGCUUCUCUGCAGUGAUGGGGACCCCAGGUCUCCUAGAUUCGACCACCUGGUGGCGAUAGAGCGCACAGGAAGGGCUGCCGAUGGCAACUACUACAAUGCGAGGAAAAUGAACAUCAAGCAUUUGGUUGAUCCCAUUGACGAUCUUUUCCUUGCAGCCCAGAAAAUCCCUGGAAUCUCAUCAACCGGGGUCGGGGACGGAGGCAAUGAGCUUGGGAUGGGCAAAGUCAAGGAGGCCGUGAAGAGACACAUACGAAACGGGGAUGUCAUCGCCUGUGACGUGGAGGCUGACUUCGCUGUCAUCGCUGGUGUUUCUAACUGGGGAGGCUACGCCUUGGCCUGUGCUCUGUACAUCCUGAACUCCUGUGAGGUCCAUGGACGUUACCUGAGGAGGGCCACUGGGCCCUCCGCAGCACCCGGGGAACAGAACUGGACUCAGGCGCUCCCAUCCAUCGACAAGGAAGAAAAAAUGCUGGACAUCCUGGUGUGGCAUAAAGUCCGCAGUGGCGUCUCGGGCAUCGUGGGCAUGGAGGUGGAUGGGCUGCCCUUCCACGGCACCCAUGACCAGAUGAUCCAGAAGCUGUUGGACGUCACCACGGCACGCGUGUGACCCUGUCUGGGGAGGAGUCCCUGCGGGCCCAGCGUCUUCCUGCAGCAGGCUGGCUGCAGACGCGGCCCUGGGAGAGCUGGGCUGGACACGUCCUGCUCCUCCCUGGGAGGGGCCGUGCGGUGGGCCAAGGCACCAUUCCUCUGGGAUUUCCAGUUUCCCACGUUGUCUGAAGGUGCUGGAGGCAUCGGCUUCAACCCUCCUGCACCCCGGCUUCUUCAGGCCACCCUCGUGGCGCGCUCAGAGAGUCUUCUACCCGCCCCCCAUGGGGACCGAGGCGUGGGUGUCACCGGGCCAGGAACAGCCCCCAGGCUAAUGAUGAAGUAGUAAAGUGCACACACGUGUGAUGUAUGUUCAUGAAA
Molecule: messenger RNA, 2494 nt
Organism: Artibeus jamaicensis (Jamaican fruit-eating bat)
Lineage: Eukaryota; Metazoa; Chordata; Mammalia; Chiroptera; Phyllostomidae
Gene: DGLUCY
Product: D-glutamate cyclase
Exons: 14
Coding region: 264-2135 (623 amino acids)
Biological process (GO): glutamate metabolic process
Molecular function (GO): D-glutamate cyclase activity
Source: RefSeq, a predicted model, not a curated record